AUGAUGACAAGACGAGCAAGGACGGCGUUGGCAUAUUUGUUGGUGUUUCUGGUAGCCUUUCCGCUGGAUCUGAUACUUCCUUGUCAUGCACAACAAGAGACUACCGGUAGCCAAGAAUCGGAAGAAGAACCGCCAACAUUGACCACCACCGUGACAAUCCCCAAAGAUCCAAAGAUUGAUGAUGCCGGUGAUACCAUCAAAAGCACCGGCAAGAAGACUGAAUCACUGGACGAGGUUCAAGACAAAGUUCAAGAUGACAAGACUGGGGAUAUUCCUGGCCAAAUAGAUGAUGUCGAGCUAUCAACUUCAGACAACAGUUUCAUAAGCGUCGUGGAAAAUGAUGCACCGAGAAUAGAGAAAAGCGAGGAGAGCACCGAUAAUGGCUCCAAUACAGACAAGGAGCCAGAUGCUGCCUCUGUGGAUGAACCAAUAGAACCCAAUGCGGAUGAAGAAGCAACCGACUCCUCUGCUACCACAGCACACGAUGACAGUGAGCCUGCCGAUGCUGAUGCACACGUUGAUACAACAACAAAAGCAACCGAUAUGGAAAAUAGUGCAACAGCAGAACCAGAGGACGCUAAAAGCAAACAUAAUGAUAUGGCAGCAAAAGCAGCAGAGGGCAAUGAAGGCAUAGAGAUUGAAGCAACAAAAACGAAGUCGGCAAAGAAUGACGCUGCUGAAAGUGACACGGACACUGCAACAAUAGAGACUCCUGUCAGUCAGGAAACAGAUGAGUCUACAGAAGAGGAACCCCAGUCGUCAUCGUCCGAAAAAGAUUCUUCCCCAGAACAAGCAGAUGCAGCAGAGACAACGGAGACGAGUAGUCAAGAAAAGCCACUAUCGGAAGCCUUGGACUCGGAGCCAACGGAGACGACAACGAGUCCCGAGGAGGGUAAGGAACCGGAAAAGAAGAAGCAGGAGACACAAUCAGAAGAGAAGGAGGCCGAGAAGCAGCGGACUGAGACGGGGAGCUCAGAAGAGGAGAGUACAGAGGAGAAGCCCACCACCGAGUCAGCGGAAGAGGAGAACACAAACGAACAACCCGCAGAAUCAGUGGACUCAGACCAAGUGGAACCGAGUGCAGAGAAGCAACAGCCCACAGAAAAGGAAGCAGAAGAGGAGCAACCCUCAACUGCGACAAUUGAUUCAUCGACUGCACAUAAGAAGAGCACGGAGGAGAAGCCCACCACUGAGUCAGUGGAAGAGGAGAUCACAAAUGAACAACCCACAGAAUCAGCAGACGCGGACCAAGUGGAACAGAGUACAGAGGAGCAACAGCCCACGGAAAAGGAAGCGGAACAGGAGCAACCGCAAACAGAGACGGUUGACUCGUCGACUUCAGAUAAGAGAGUCCAGAGAAGCAACAAGAACGAUGACAGUGAUGCUGAACCAGAAACAAACAGCUCUGAUGCCGCCAAAGGGACAAAGGAUGACGAUGGAUCUGAUGAUUCCACAAAGACGACAACUUCAGCUGAUGAAACAGCAAAGGAAAAGCCUCCACCGAAAGAAGGAUCCCUUGCCAGUUUCUUCGAAAAGGUAAAGCAUCAACAACAACCAAAUCUUUCUGGUCAGGCAACCACCACCAAAACAAAAGAGACUCCCUCGAAAGAUGACUCUUCUACAAAGAAGGCACCGGAUGACUCAAACAAAAAGAGUGCAAGCGAACCUAGUUACAAGGGUUGGGGCCAAUACACUGGCAAGCGUUACGCCGAUCUGUACAUCUUGGGUCUUGCGUUCGACAAGAACCUAGUUGAGGACGGAGAGGCAAGAUACAAAAAAGUGUUUGAGCCGAUUGAUGAUUUGGUGAUACCCACACGUUACACUGAAAUCAUGGGAAGCGUUGUUGAUGAUGAGAUCAAAGUUACGUCAUCAGAUGACGGUGAAAACACGAAAACGGAGUCCCCGACCACGACCAUGGAUAACCUCAAGGAGCGAUUGUCUCCAAACUCUGAUUUUGUCGAAGGAUUGGAUGAUAUUGACAAGUUCUUCGAAGGCGUAGAUCCUCCUGACGAGCUUGAUGUCGGCGCUGGCGGGACUAGUAUACAAGAAGUCCUUAUGGGUCAGACCACAAAGAUUAUCAUCAAACGGAUCGUUCGGGGGGCUCAAUACGUCUCCACGACCGCCAAAGCAGUUGCAAAGCGAGUCAACCAGUACUUUGCGGAUGAGGACCGUGAAAUAUUACCCAACAAGGAGAAACUCGCCAAAGCAGGGAAAUGGGUGACAGAGCAAGGCCGAAACCUAUUGGACGGAGCUCGAGACCUGUUUGACGAUCUGUUUGGGUCCGAUGAUGACUUGGGCGGAGAUGAUUUUGCCAGCUACGAUGAUAUUCAAAAGAAACUUCAGGAUCUGGCUGCUGCCAGCGAGAAGUAG
Messenger RNA from Seminavis robusta, 2370 nucleotides. Lineage: Eukaryota; Bacillariophyta; Bacillariophyceae; Naviculales; Naviculaceae. The record is from the annotation of a GenBank genome assembly.